AUGUCUGCGCCGUCUCUCGCCCCUUUCAUCCUCAAACGCCCGUGGCUGCAGCGCUGGGUGGCGCCGCUCGCCAAGUGGUACGGCAACGCCGCUGGCUAUAGGCAGCUCGGUCUGAGGGCCGAUGAUAUUCUCCCCGAGGAGAACGACGUAGUCCAGCUUGCCCUCAAGCGCCUGCCUCCUAAGGAGGCCUACGACCGCGUGUUCCGCAUUCGUCGAGCUUUCCAGUGCUCCGUAUCCCACCAGCUCCUGCCCAAGAGCGAGUGGACCAAGCAGGAAGAUGACACUCCUUACCUGAGCAACAUCAUCAAGGAGAUCGAGGUUGAGAUGGCGGAGCGUGAGGAUUUGGAGGCCAUGGUCGUGCAGAAGAGGGCAGCGAACGCCAGCAGCGGACAUUAG
Molecule: messenger RNA, 396 nt
Organism: Didymosphaeria variabile
Lineage: Eukaryota; Fungi; Ascomycota; Dothideomycetes; Pleosporales; Didymosphaeriaceae
Gene: QCR7
Product: Cytochrome b-c1 complex subunit 7
Exons: 4
Coding region: 1-396 (131 amino acids)
Biological process (GO): mitochondrial electron transport, ubiquinol to cytochrome c
Source: RefSeq, a predicted model, not a curated record